GCUCGACCCCACGAGGCGGUCAGAAUUCCUUAAGGAGAGCCAGACGCGGCUCGGUUUCAACAACAAUGUGUGCCCACGAAAACCGUGGCAGUGGGGGGAUGGCGAGCGAGGUCCGACUUGAAACAGGACCAACUUGAUUGGCGGAAGUCCAAAAGGAAGGGGUUAGAGUCUGAUAUAUGUUCGACCACGCGCCUUCCACAACCACUUCGUGCCCGUGACACACGGUCCAAGGAUAUAAAAAGCGGAAGGCCGAGUCGAAGGCUCAACAAGAUCGAAUUGGAGAAGGGUGAAGGACGGGGAGGUAGUAGAUGAACUGUGAUCGUUACGGGGAUCAGUGGAGUUUUCGAAUCAGUGUGUUUUCAUACAUUCUCCCUUCCUCCUCCCCCUAUCAUGAGGAUAACAGUGACCAUCUUGUUUCUCCUUGGGAUUACGAUCCUCCACGCACGGGGUGAACCGAUCGGCAAAACCGAGGAGGAGAGUGACGAGGCGUUGCUCGACUGCGCGUCACAGGAGAACACGUUGGGAUGUUUGGGCACGAGGCUGGCGAGAAGCAUGGAUCGAAUCGAGAUGCAAGUGACGGGGAAGAAGAGCGAGACACCGAUGAGCGUGGUGAUCGAGCAGGCUGGUAAUUUCGUGGCCGAACUCGUCGACGACAUUCAAAAUCCCGGCAGAGCGGAUCAGGUGGACGAAACCUCGCAGCUUGGCGAACACGAGGAAGGACGUGCGAGGAGAAAGAAGAAGAAGAAGCAACUGCAAAAGCUGCUCGGUUUGGCGAUGUUGUUCAAAGCCAAGCUCAGCCUUCUCCUUCAACUGAUCUCGACUCACUUCCAGCUCAAAUUCUUCUUCAUCGCUAUCGCGACCCUCGUCAUCAACGCUACCAAAUUCUGGCUAGAUCUGAAGAACGCUAAACCGUCCAAAGUGAUAUAUUACGAGCACGCUCAACACCAGCAUCAUUACGAUCACGACGACCACGAUCACAAUUAUUGGGGACGAUCCUCCUCCAACGAUUCUCCCCAAGAUUUACCUUAUUCCGCCUACGCCCCGAAAAAUUGAUAGAGGAUCGAAAUUCUCAUCUUUCGAUCAAGGUUACGCGAAAUGAUGGGCAGCGAAAAAUAAGGAACAACCUUCCCUGCCAUUAUUUUCUCCCUCUCUCAGGUUUCUAGAUAAAAAAAAAAAGAAAAAAAAAAUUAUUAAUGUUCUCCUUCGAUCGCAUUUUUAACCUCUAUCGUCUAUAUCAAUAAUUAACACGAAUAUGUGGUAUAAUCCAUAUGUUAUUCUUCGUAUUUAAGUUAUAUUUAUUUAUUUAUUAUUUUUUUUUAUUUAUAGAAAAUCGCGUUUCUUUUUUUAACAUGAAAUAAGUAACGCGUUUUUUUUUCCACGUACCUUUUUUCUUUUUUUUUUUUUUUUCUUCGUUUCGCAAAGUCUUCGAUAGAGAUCACAUUCUCGAACCAAAGUCUCUACUUUGCGUACCUGUUUAUUAUUAUUAUUGUUAUUAUUAUUAUUAUUAUUGUUAUUUAUUAUUAUUUAUUCUUACCCUUCAUACGAUCCAAACUUUGUUGUAAUUUAUUCUCUAUAAAAUAACACUUGUAAGAAAGCGUAAAUAAAUUAUUUUGGUAAUAA
Messenger RNA from Apis cerana (Asiatic honeybee), 1620 nucleotides. RefSeq lists its product as uncharacterized. Lineage: Eukaryota; Metazoa; Arthropoda; Insecta; Hymenoptera; Apidae. The record is from RefSeq and is a predicted model, not a curated record.